UUGAGGGUUUUCAAAAGAUAUUUACAUUUUGGAAUUUCUUCAUUCUUAUGGAUGAAGAAAUUUAUUAUGUAAUGAUUUAUAAUAUACAUUAUAAAUCAGUUUAUCUAUGCUAAAAUUCAUAUUUUAACCAUCAAAGACUGAAAGAAAAGCUCUGGUAUUGAUGACCAGCAAACAACAGGAAUCCAGCUGAAAUUUAGUCUAACAAAAAAUCUAACCAAUAGGUAGAAGGGAUAAUAUUUUUAUUUGCUACCUGCACAAUUUAGGGCAUAUAUAUAAAGAUCAAUAAAGCUCCAAAAUCGUCAGAAUCGAUUGUGAAUUGUAGAGUGAUCGAGGUUGUUGUGUGAUUAAAGUGUUUUUUCCAAAAGAAUUUAUUUUCGAGCUUUAGCAUGAGUUCUCGCGUUUAUGUUGGUGGAAUCCCUCACGACACUCGUGAGAGGGAUCUUGAAAAGUUUUUCAAGGGUUUCGGGAAGAUAUGCGAUGUUUGGAUCAAGGAUGGGAGGUAUGCCUUUGUGGAGUUCGACCACCACCGCGAUGCCGAGGAUGCCGUAUAUAAACUUCAUGACACAAAAUUCCGGGGAGUUCGUGUUAGUGUGGAAAUGGCCAAAGAACGCCCAAGAGGCCGAGCAAGUAGGAAUAGAGAUAAUGCCAGGUUUAGAAAAGGAGGGCCGCCUGCCAGGACCAAUUACAGGGUUAUCGUGGAGAAUUUAUCUUCUGGGGUAUCGUGGCAAGAUUUAAAAGAUUAUUUGAGACCAGCAGGAGAUGUGUCAUUUGCUGAUGCACACAAGAAAUAUAAAAAUGAGGGUAUUGUAGAAUUCACCAGCUAUGAAGACAUGAAAUAUGCCAUUCGAAAAUUUGACGAUACCACUCUGAAGGGGCGUAAGAUCCGCUUGAGAGAAGACCGAACUAGUGGCAGUAGCAGAAGGUCACGAGUCAGAUCCAGGAGUAGAAGUCGCUCCCGAUCCAGGAGUAGGAGUUCUAGCUCCAGGAGCAGGAGAAGCUCAACGUCUAUGUCAUCUCGUUCACGUAGCUCCGGAUCCGAUCGGAGUAAGAGCAGGUCGCCGUCGAAAAAACGGUCUACCAAAAAAGGCAGGUCUAGGAGCGUCAGUAGAUCUGUGAAAAAGAGAUUGCAGAAGUCUCACUCUCGUUCUCAGUCUCGAUCAAAGAUUGUUUACGAUAAAAAAUCGACAUCACACGAAAAGGAAUUGACCCAUUUAAAAGCCAGAGAUGGUUCGAGAACUCGUGACUCCCGAUCCAGGGACCGCACUGAGAAGCAUUCUAUCAAAAGGUCUAGGUCCAGGAGCGCCAGUGGCACCGCCGAAAAAAAAUUCAAGAAUAAGUCGGUCUCUCGUUCUCGUUCCCGCGAGGAACCGGACUCAACAUCAAUACCCAAUGACAGACCGUCUCAAUCCAGGAGAGCCGCCAGCGUGGAGCGCAAAAAAUCCAGUAGCCCCAGCUAAUCUUAAUUUAAGUCUAUCGCAGUUCCAAAUUAUCUGUUCCCACAGACAAACAUAUUUUCUAUGUGGAAGGCUCUUUAUAAUAUCCACUUUAUUAUAUCAACAAAACAACUUUAAAAUUAAACUUAUAAAAACCAAAAUUUUUUUAAGUUUUGUGGUAUCAGUAGCGUACUCUAUCAUAUGACUACCGUAGCUCUGAAAAUGUCAGAACUAAUGUUCAUGUCCAAUAUCUGACUUAUGAACUCAGUCCUAAUAAAAAGGAGAGUCUAUUUUUUAACUGUAAUGAUAGCUUUAAAUAUUUUAUGUAAGUUAGGUAUUAAUAUUAUUAUUUUUUUUUGGUAGACGGUAUUUUAAGUUUAGAUAUAAAUAGGUUAAUUGGGUUUUAGAAUUAAGGAUUUUUUUUUUAAUAUUCAUUAUUUUUAAAAUUUAAAUAGAAGAGAGAUGUAAUAUAUGUUGCAAUGACAUAUA
Messenger RNA from Anthonomus grandis grandis, 1922 nucleotides. RefSeq names its product serine/arginine-rich splicing factor 5-like. The transcript is spliced from 6 exons. Gene Ontology annotation, molecular function: mRNA binding. Gene Ontology annotation, biological process: mRNA splice site recognition; alternative mRNA splicing, via spliceosome. NCBI's taxonomy places the organism in Eukaryota, Metazoa, Arthropoda, Insecta, Coleoptera, Curculionidae. The record is from RefSeq and is a predicted model, not a curated record. Gene Ontology annotation, cellular component: ribonucleoprotein complex; nucleus; cytoplasm. Bases 387 to 1457 code for a protein of 356 amino acids.